UCCCAUAAACCACCACGAAAGGGGGCGGAGCAACACGGCAGUCUUUGCGAAAGCAGCAGUUUCCGUAGUGGUCCGGUGCAUUCUGGAGAAAUGGCUGAAUUAGACAAUUUAGUUCUUAAGCUGUACGAAGUGCAGGCCGUAAAAUUUGGGACAUUCAAACUAAAGAGUGGCAUAACUUCCCCGAUUUACUUCGAUCUGCGAGUGAUCGUUUCCCAUCCGUCGCUUAUGAACGAGGUGUCCAGCGUGCUGUUCCGGUGCGCGCAGGAGGCGCGGCUCCAGUACGGCUCCGUGUGCGGCGUUCCCUACACGGCUCUGCCCCUGGCCACCAUCGUGUGCUCGAAGCACGGCGUGCCCAUGCUCAUCCGCAGGAAGGAGAGCAAGGACUACGGAACAAAGAAGCUGGUGGAGGGAACCAUCCAUCCCGGCGAUUCGUGCCUCAUCGUAGAAGAUGUCGUGACUAGUGGAAGCAGUGUUCUGGAGACGGCGCAGGUGCUGCGGAACGAAGGCUUGAAGGUCACCGAUGCGGUUGUGCUGAUGGACAGAGAGCAGGGCGGUGCGGCCCGACUUGCUGAGGAAGGAAUCGCCCUGCACUCGGUCAUUACCAUUUCCAAGCUCCUUGAAGUCCUGCGGGCUGGCGGUCGAAUCGAUGCCGCUGCGGCAGAGAGCGUCCACCAGUUUAUCCGCGACAACAACACGUUCGGCGCAUCGACGUGCGGUCUGUCGGCACCGAAGAAGCCCUGCAAGGAGCUGAGCUAUGAGGCUCGCGCCGACCUACCGGGGGUGCAUCCCAUGGCCGCCCAGCUGCUGAGGCUCAUGGAGGAGAAGAGGAGCAACCUCUGCCUGUCUGCUGACGUGAGCCGUGCUGAGGAGCUGUUGCAGCUCGCCGAGGAGCUGGGACCCCUCAUCUGCGUGCUGAAAACCCACGUGGACAUCCUGGAGGACUUCUCUGUCCAGGUGGCCAACUCGCUGAAGGACCUGGCAAUAAAGCACAACUUCCUCAUCUUCGAGGACCGGAAGUUUGCCGACAUCGGGAACACGGUCAAGCACCAGUACGAAGGAGGCCUGUACCGCAUCGCUUCCUGGGCCCACAUGGUCAACGCCCACGCGGUUCCCGGGCCUGGGGUCGUGCACGGGCUCCGUGCAGUGGGCAAGGCGUUGGAGCGGGGCUGCCUGCUCAUCGCGCAGAUGAGCUCCCGGGGUUCUCUUGCGACCGGAGGCUACACACAGGAGGUGGUGAAAAUGGCAGAGGACAACUCUGACUUUGUGUUCGGCUUCAUCUGUGGCAGUAGGAUCAGCGAUAAACCCGGGUUUGUUCAUAUGACCCCAGGUGUGCAACUGCAGUCAGGAGGAGAUGGCAUGGGCCAGCAGUAUUCUUGUCCCGGUGAGGUUAUUGGUACGAAAGGGUGUGAUGUCAUCAUUGUUGGACGAGGAAUCUUGGCAGCCUCAGACAAAGUGGCAGCAGCGGAGGAGUACAGGAAGGCAGGCUGGGAGGCCUACCUGAAGAGGCUCUCCUGACGUCUCCCGCAGAACACGCAGCUCGCGCGUCUCGGUGACUAGCGUGCGCAGUGUGGGUCAAUCUGUGCGUGUGUAACUAAGCACUUAAACGCUGGUUUGUAUUGCUCACUUCUGCAAUCAGAUUCAUUUAGCUGCAUCACACUGAGUACCGGGCUUCCAGCAAGAAUCCAGAAAUCGGGGAAAAGGACAGGAGAGCCCAGGUCACAACGGCUCCUUCCAGCUGUUAUACCUUGAAAUUCCUGCCUGAUUACAUUUUGUCCUUGUCGUUUCAAAUCAUGCUUAAAAUACUGCUUCCACGAUGUUUAAUCGAAGCCUUUGUGUUUUCGCAAUUUUCUGUACAAAUAAAU
This is a messenger RNA of Scleropages formosus (Asian bonytongue), 1862 nucleotides long. It is a transcript of the gene umps, whose product is annotated as uridine monophosphate synthetase. Gene Ontology annotation, molecular function: orotidine-5'-phosphate decarboxylase activity; orotate phosphoribosyltransferase activity. Bases 91 to 1515 code for a protein of 474 amino acids. Lineage: Eukaryota; Metazoa; Chordata; Actinopteri; Osteoglossiformes; Osteoglossidae. The record is from RefSeq and is a predicted model, not a curated record. The transcript is spliced from 6 exons. Gene Ontology annotation, biological process: 'de novo' UMP biosynthetic process; 'de novo' pyrimidine nucleobase biosynthetic process.